This is a messenger RNA of Protobothrops mucrosquamatus (brown spotted pit viper), 750 nucleotides long. RefSeq lists its product as uncharacterized. The record is from RefSeq and is a predicted model, not a curated record. The coding region runs from base 43 to 750 and encodes 235 amino acids. The transcript is spliced from 7 exons. NCBI's taxonomy places the organism in Eukaryota, Metazoa, Chordata, Lepidosauria, Squamata, Viperidae.
UCAAACUGCUGAUGCAUUGAAAUCAUUUGAUCAGUUGCUAAAAUGUUCAAAAAUGAAUAUCAGGGUGGCCCAUUCGUUGAAAUCUUCAGUGCUCAAGGCAAGAACACUGGGACCAAAUGGAAAAUUUCUGGCAAUCCUUCAGUCAUAGGGAAAGAAUAUGAUAAGGAAGUGAAAGGUUUCGUCAUUGUCCUGGAAGGAAGCGGUCAAACCAACAAGAUGCAGCUUCCAAAAGAAACUAAGCAGGCCCUUGGACUGAUCCAGCAAUUUUUGGUACUUCAAAUUUACGUACCACUGGGACAAGAUUUCUCAGCUGAAUUACUGAUAACUGAUUUAGGAAAUAUUAAAAGAAGAUUGUAUUUAUCGACGAUUCACAAAGAAUUGUCUGUAACCCCUCUGCAUGCAAAAAUCCCUCUCUUUAUGAUCAAACGCAAAAUUUGGUGCAAUUUGUGCAUUGACUUGGUGGCAUUUACCAGUGAGAUAUUCAAAGGCGCUGUUUUUCAGUCUUUGGAUGGCAUUAUUGUUUCAGCCAAUUGUAAACUGCGAAAAAUCUUCACAUUGAAGUCAACCCCCCUGAACGCCGCAGAUGACGAUGCUGAUGGACCAAGAGAUACGAUUCCUCGAGCCUGUCAAUUAAAUGCAGAUGUGCAGCAAGUCACACAGCUGCUAAACAUGAAGAAACUGCGCCAAACAGAACAAAGAUGUAGAGGCCAGCCUUUAAAUUCACCAGAAUUAGGUACUCUUAAUGAUUAA